Molecule: messenger RNA, 9021 nt
Organism: Dermacentor albipictus
Lineage: Eukaryota; Metazoa; Arthropoda; Arachnida; Ixodida; Ixodidae
Product: dynamin-binding protein-like
Biological process (GO): intracellular signal transduction
Cellular component (GO): cytoplasm
Molecular function (GO): protein binding; guanyl-nucleotide exchange factor activity
Source: RefSeq, a predicted model, not a curated record
UUGCCAAAUUGCCAGAAACUGCCAGAAACUCUCUGCCGUCUUCGAUGCAAAGCUAUCGCCAGGGUGCGCCACAGUCGCCGUUUGUUUUGAAUUUUUACGAUGGAAUUAUUAUUGUUAUUAUUGCACGGGGCGAUGCGUUUUAUCGAUGGCGCGCUUAUGCUGUAGUAGCGAUCACGAUGUACCGAAGCGUUGUACGCUUCUAAAGAGGCCGCGGAUGGGAAUCUUCUCUCCAGCCCCGUCCGAGAAACGCGAUCCGUCGCUUUCGACCGCGUUUCGAGGCGGCCGUGCUACGUGCCUCGUACGCCUCGCAUAUCCCAGCUUCGUCGACGCCGCCGCUGGUUUCUGAACUCGGCCGACAACUGCAACCCCUGCCGUUCGCGGCUGCUGUCUCCUUACCGCGCGGGCUUUUGUUGCUUCGUGCAUCGCCCGCCGAUUGUUGGACAUUGGACAGCUGUCAAGCGCGAUAAAGUGUGUGUGUGUGUGUUGCCGGUGAGAAUUUCCAUUUCGUCCGGAAUGCGGCGCCCGCAGUGACGACUUCGGUGUAUCCGAGAGUGAUACGUACGCGAUGGAGCCUGGCUCUCUUGUGAAGGCUCUGUACGACUUCAGUUCGGGUCUCGAAGGAGAACUUCCCAUAAAGAACGGAGACUUGAUUCAGGUCGUGGCAGCUGUCGACAAGCACUGGACUCUGGGUAAUCUCCGCGGCCAGCAAGGAAAAUUUCCGUCCGCAUUUGUGGUCGAAGUCAAGGUGCCACAGUUGUCUCCUGGCCAGGAACUGUUUGCUGCCAUUGCAGAUUUUUUGUCCGAUGUGCCAGGAGACCUGACCUUUCGAUGUGGCGACCUUAUCAUUGGACUGGCCGCGGUAGAUGCGAACUGGUGGAGGGGCCAGCUGGACGGACGUGAGGGCAUCUUUCCACUCUCACAUGUCUGGAUGCUGGACAAGGCGAAUCUCCGCUGCACUCAGGGGUCACAGAAGGUUGACCUCUGGGCUCGCGUGCUCCAGAACUUAACCGGCCAACUUGACGAUGAGAUGAGCCUGCGCAGUGGUGACGUCGUACACAUCCAGCGCAUCAUCGACAAGGACUGGUUCUGGGGUGAAUGCAACGGCAGGUCUGGCAAGUUUCCCCGAAACUUCGUCACACUCCUCUCCGACGAGGAGGAGACCACCGCACUGGCGAAAGCAUCCCAGCUGCCCACGUCGACCGGCCCGAAUGGAUAUUUGCCGCAAAGUACCUCGGGUCCACCAAAGCCACAACGCUCUUUUGACUCUGGUCAAGCCAACAUCGUCGGGGACUUAAGCUCGGUAGCCGUGAAUGGAGCGCUGGCGUCGUCUGACGUCAGUGGCUACCACAGCCUCAACUCCGGUCUGGCGCCGUAUGCACGCUCCAAGUUUUCAUUUGAGGCCCAGUACCCCAAUGAGCUGUCAUUCCAAGAGGGAGAGCUUGUCACGCUCAUCCGUCACGUCGAUGACGAGUGGACGGAGGGUGAGCUCAACGGCAGGGUUGGGCUUUUUCCAACAGAGUAUGUGGACAUCAUCGUCGACUGUGCCGACCCUGCAGUGAACACAGCAGCAGCCCCGUGCAAUUUGGCAGCAAGUGAAGCCAGUACUUCGGGGGCCUGCUUUGGACGAGCCUUGUUUGAUUUUCCAGCAACUGUCGAAGGUGACUUAGCACUGACUGCAGGCGAGGUUGUUGUCCUACUUGGCAAGGUCAACAACGACUGGUAUCAGGCAAGGUCACGGGACGGACGCUUAGGGAUCUGCCCAACAUCGUUUGUCGAGGAGAUGGUAAGGUCGUCGUCAUCUGACGCUGCUGAAGUUGGCCUGCGGAAGAUGGGAAGGUUCAACUCCGCACCAAUAUGUCGUGCUGGGGAGCCGCGGAGAAAGACGCUGCCGCCGUGGAAUAGCCUCGCGGAAGAGGCAUCACCGCCACCCCAAGCCUCUGAAGGGCACGGACCUCAGAGUCUUCCCGUCUCCACCUCCAGCGAAGGAGACUCGAGUCAGGGAGCGCCUGCCGCUGUCGCUGAUCCCGCUGUGCCUCCGUUGAGGCGCGCAAACACCCUCACCAGUUCAGACAGCGCAGCUUUCAAGAGGGAAGUUGCCAGUUUUCAUGAAGCCAAACCAGCGACUCGAAAAGCGCCCGUGCCAACGCGGCCGCCACCAGCCGUACCCUCAACAUCAUCCACUAGCGUGACUUCACUGCCAAACAGGUCGGCACCUCCAAUACCACUUGCCUCACCAGACCCAUGGGCAGCAUCAGAUACAUUGUCUGGGCCGGAAGCUACGACACAGGACCAGGUCAGUGAAGUAACGCCAUUGACGGCCUCUACAAGCCAAGGUGGAACAGCAAAUGACUCAGCAGCCAAGGAUGAGGAAAAGCGGCGCAAGCUGAGGGACCACCGGCAGUGCGUGUUGACGGAGCUGCUCCAGACAGAGCGUGAUUACAUCAAGGCGUUGCAAGUGUGCUGCGAUGUCUACCUCAACGACGUCUCUCGGAGCAGGAUGCAAAGCUUGGACAUCGAUGCUGUGACACUGUUUGGAAACAUCGACGAGGUGAUUUCUGUCUCAUCACAGCUGCUCAGCGCCCUGGAGAAGGAACUGGUGAAACCGGAAUGCUCGCAGCUCAUUGGCACUUGUUUCGUGAACGUUGCCGACGAGCUGAAAGAGGUCUACGGCCACUACUGCCGCAACCACGAUGACGUCAGUGGCCUUUGGACGAAGUAUAUGGAUAAUGCACGAGCCGCGCAGUUCCUCCAGGCAGGUGUGGAGCGCAUGCAGCACGAGACCAACUGCUUCGACCUGCCAUCCGUACUCAUCCGUCCUGUGCAGCGCAUACUCAAGUACCCGCUCCUCAUCAAUGAGCUGGACAAGUCAACAGAGGCUGGCCACCCUGACAAGCCAAUGCUGGCACAGGCCAUGGCAAAGAUGUCCGAAGUUGCAACCUCCAUCAACGAGUUCAAACGGAGGAAGGAUCUCGCCCUCUUACGUCUUAUAUUUUCCAAGUACAAGAAAGACCCAUCAGAGUCCACCUUGUCCCGGAAGCUGGCCAAGCUGAACCUGCACUCGGUCCUCAAGAAAUCGUCCAGAUUUGGUGUCCUCCUGUCAUCCACCUUUGGCCUCACGUCCGUGGAAAAAGAUGAAGCCUUUGAGCGUGCUGAGCGAGAGUUUCGUGUCCUGGAGAAGGCGCUGAAGAUCUUUCUCAAGAACCUCGCUGUGUUCUGCGACCAGAUGAAGCAAACGGUGCAUGUGUCACUGCAACUGUCUGAGGACCUGGUCCAGUACUACCACGACCGCAAGUCACUGCCCGAGGUGGAGCGUUACCGAGCAGUCCAGCACACCAUCUGUUCCCAGCACUGGCACGAGUUUGCGAUGGCGGUGGAUCGUGAUGUGGAGAGCGUGCUCAAGCAGCUGCUGCAGAUGUUUGUGGGUCCCAACAAGCUGAUCACCAAGCGGCAGCACAAGCUGCUCGACUAUGUGGCCAGCAAGAGCCGCCUAGAGAAGAACAGAGACUUCACCAAGCAGAAGGCGCUCUCGGAGGAACAGCAGCUGGCCAAGAACACGUACUGUGCGCUCAACGCGCAGCUUCUGGACGAGCUUCCCAAGCUGUGUGGAAUAGCACGGGAAGUGCUGCAGUCAUGCGCGCAGGAGUUCCUGCGCGCCCGCAAGACCUUCAUCGGUCGCACCACACGCGAGAUGCUCACCCUUAUGGAGCUUCCCAUGAUGCUUAGCGCCAAGGGCAACAGCAACGUGCUGGAGAACUUCCGCAUCAAGCACACCCUGGUGCUCAAGACUCUUGCGGAGGAGCCAAGUGCGAGCGAGACCAACCUGUUCACCGGCCUCCUGGCCAAAGCCGAGGGUGGGGGCACCCUUUCCCGUAGUGCCGGGGCCAAGAUGGCUGCCCGCCUAGGGCUUGGCUCUUCAGCAAGCGCAACCAUCCCUGGCAAGCUGGAGCCUCAAACAGAAAUGCAGCGGGUGUUUGUGCGCUCCAGCUAUCCUGUGGAAUUCGUCUACACUGUCGUGGAGGACUAUGCCUCCUCCGACAUUCUGGACAUCAACCUCCGCACUGGCGACGUUGUUGGCGUGGUCAAGCAGCAAGACCCCAUGGGCAACCCUGAACGGUGGUUUGUCGAUAAUGGAGCAACCAAAGGUUUUGUGGCGGCCAAGUUCCUGCGACCGCUGCACCGGCCGCAGGGGCGCCCCGAUUCGCACCUGCGCGUGUCCCCGCAGCCGCCAGCGGCGGUCGGGUACGACCCACCACCGCCAUACAGUGCCACCGACCCCCUGAGGCCACGAACCCCAACACAGGUGUCACGAGCAAGUCCAAGCCCACAGCCUGCAGAAGAAAGGAAACCAUACACAUAUGCUGAAAUAUCACGGCCGCUGACACCAAGUGGAGGUGGUGCAGGCCAAGCCACCGUCACAAGUCACCUGUCAAGCCAAGCCAUCAACUCAAGUGGCUAUAACCCGAGUUACUCCAAUUCCUUGUCUCCGUCGUCAGCUGUCAAUGUUCCGAAUGGGUCUAUCUCCAGUGGACAUCCAUCACCUUCCGCUGUACCUUCAGUCGUCUGCCCUUCAUCUGCCGACUCGUCACCUGGCAAUCAACGUCGAAGCUCGCUAGGGCAGAUGCCGGGGAGUCAUGGCAGGCCCACCGACGCCACCACGAGAACAGUUGCUGGAAGUGCAGAGAAGGGUGGCGAUGUGACGUGCUACAACUACUCGUUUGCAACCAACCAGGCGGAGCGUCACACCUAUGAGGAAAUUCCGGAAGAGAACGGCCCCUCCAUUGGGUCGCCGAUUCGAGAGCCGGAGACCACAGGCUCUCGGUAUGCCAACCUUGAGUUCGACCCGCUCUCUGAGGGUGGAACCAAGGCACCAGGUGCGGCGCCUCCACUGCGCAAACAGAGGGAAGCAGACGAGACGAAAACAGCAGACGUGGGCUCUCGCUACGGAAACCUUAAUGCUUUGGGAGCAUCCGCAGUGGGUAGCCCUCCUAUUGUCAAUGAGUACUUCUAUGCGCUGUACCCGUUUUCGGCAGCCGGUGCUCACCAGCUCAGUGUGGCCCAGGGACAGGUGUUGCUGGUGAUCCACCAGUGUGACCUGCAUGCGAACCCUGAGUGGUGGUUUGUCCAGGAUCGCCAUGGAAACCAGGGAUAUGUGCCUGGAAACUACCUGCACCCUUACACACUGUGACGUCAUUGCUAGAGACGACAGUAGCUGGGCACCACCUUCAGUUACACCACAUCGAUGUCGAUAUGAACUCCCCCCAUGAUGACGAACUGUGGCUUCUCAGUUCCCGUGUGGAUCAGUUUUGAAAGCGUAGCCUUGCGGACGUCACUGACAACUUGUGCUGCAGCUUAUUCCCCUGACGCAGCUCUUUUCAGUAGUCAAGUGCUACUGUAACAUGUGACCUGAGUUGUACUGUUGAUACCCUCACUUGUUGACCGUCUGCAAAACAUCACUGGUGUCGUCUUGUCAUUGUCCUACACUCCUUUGCACCAGAGUUGGAACAAGGAGACAGAGGCUCAAGAAAGGGCUGGAACUCCUGGUUUACCACUUUCCACACCACAGUCCUCAGCUAGCGCUUUUUUCUUCACUGACCCGUGUGUUUUCUUCCUGUGAUCCAAGCCUUGCAUUGGGGUGUCCCAGUCAAAGAUGUUGCAAGUCCACCACAGCUACUGGUAUGCUUUGUUAGCCUACACUUACUUGUGGAUGGACAUGCGCCAUGUGUUCAAUCCUAGCGAUGACAACUGUCUGCACAUAUUUCACUGGUGGUGCUUGCUGUAGGCCUGUGACACUUGUUUCAUGUGAACAAAGCUGCUUAAGCCAUCCAGACUCACACUGUGUGCAGCUACGUUGUGUGUUGCAGCUUCCAAGACUUCGGUUGCGACUCAUUGGGUGCCUCAUCUUCUGACGUCGCCCUCUGACUCUUUUUGCCGUCAGCUCGGGAUUUGCUUCCACUGCCAAAGUCUGCCAGCUUAUACACAUAUGAUAUUGUUUUUUAGCUCCAGGAAGCUGGGGCACAUCAUGAUGAUCGAAUUUUCUACGGUAACUUCUUCACUGCAGUUUAUGAUUACUGUAACAGAAAAGCUUCUGUGCAUUAAAAAAAUAAUAAUGCUUUUUUUAAAUGUUCACCACGCGUCAACAAUUAAGCAGUUACGAAAAAUCUUUCACAAGUGAAGUGGACAAACCGCAACUGUAUGCUGUGCUUAGCAGUUACUGGCAGCUUGUGUUGUACCAAAUGUUCCUGUGACACUGUUUCAGUGGAGGCAAAUUGAUUUCACCAUUGUAUGCUACCCGCUCAAUUUGUGCUUUGUCAUCUGCCAAUUCAUUUGUGAGGAAUAUUGCUUCGAAUCACUAUAAGUCACUUAUUUGCUUUCAAAGCUUCAUCUAGUUGUUAGAAAAUUGUAUUUCGUAUCACCAACUUCGACUCAAAGUAUUAUUUCAGGGCUGAUACCUAACGCCUAAACUGAGACAAGCACUUAGUUUUAAAUCAAGUCAUAACCGUACCAGAUUAUUGCUCACUUCAGACAAUGAUAUAGGGCUUGCGCUGGCAGUUUAUGAUGAAAGAAGGACUUUCAGAAAAGCUAGAGAUACUGCUUCUUUAGUUAUUGACCAAAGUGCAUUGUGUAAUGGGAUUUUGGGGCUGCACCUUUUAUCUGCAGGAAAACUCUUUGGAUUUUUGUCACUGAUUAUUAACACUGAUCAGUGUCAUGUUUGAAGCAGCUACAAGGCACAUUAAGGUGUCAAAACAUUAAAGGAAAACAGUUAGAGAAAACCCAAGGCAAACAGUGAAAUAUUUUUCCUGUAUCAGUUUGAGACGUUUCCAUGCGUCACGUGUGGUCACUGGUUGAGAUUACACAAAGUGCUGAUGGUGCAAUGUACCAACCGUAUGAUCGGUAGAAGCAGGGUGCUAAUUUAGGCUGCUGUCUGUGCAUACUUGUUAAAAAAAAACAAGAAACCAUGUUUACAUGACAUGAAGCAGAUGACAGGACAUGAAGCAAAGAACUAGACAUGGCAGCAGAUGACAGGAGAUAAAACUGUGCUCAUGCUUGUUGCCUGCUUUGCGUACAACUGUAAGCAUUGUUUUUAUUUUUUAAUCGUUUUCUCCAGAGUAUAGUGUGCUAUAGUCAAAGGCUGUUGCAGUCUUGCGUUGCUCAGGGUCAACGAUCGACCAUGUAAAUGUUCUAGACUACCAACAAAAAGUGGCGUAGAAGAAAGAGCGUAAAGAUUUUUUGCCGUUCUGAAUGUGGCAUCAGCAGUGAAGCUUUCGGCUUUGUCAUCAGAAAUAUCCACUUAGUUGAGGCCUGCAAGGGCUAUUUGCAACUCCGGUUUCACACACGACUGCUCAGUAAGUGUUUAAGAGCUAUGCCUGGUGUUAACCCUUCAGUAGUGCCCAAUAUUUGGUGCUGCAGGAUGUACAGUGCUCAACAAUUCAAACGGUAUCACACGGAAGCGAGAGCCCUUGUGAUGCAUUGUGACUGCAUCGAGCCCCUCAGUGAUCACUGAGGGUUCACAGGUGGCUCAAAAAGUGGAGGCCGCCACACGGUCCAAGUACUAUCGUGUUUCAAUCCCUGAGCACUCUACAGGAUGGCACAAUACACAAAGAAAAGCCUAAUUGGUAAUAAAGGACUAAGAAAUACCACAGAAGUGAUAGUUCAAACAUUUCUUAGCAAUACUUGCCAAGUAGCCGUCGUUUUGAACAAUCUGUUCUGUGGUACUUCAUUGCUUUCUGGGCUAAAGUAAGGAGAAACAAUGUUCUUAAAUGUAAACCAGGCGUUCUCUUCCAUAUUGAGCUCGCCUGUAAAUUGAGGCUGUGAUGCAUAUGAGUCGUACAGCUACACCAUUUCAAAAGGAAGGUAUAAGUUGAUCAAAAAGUUGGCUCAAAGCAUCACUAAUGGCAUCUAUUAGGCAACUGCACUAGUCUUAGCAGUGGUACAAAUGGUACUUGAUUGCUUUCUUGUCUUAGCGGUGAUGUUUGGUAGUGAUUUUGUUGGCAGCUGGUUUUGAGGCAGUUCAUUUUACGGUGCUGUGAGACUUGUAAGGGUGUUGCAAAUGAGUAUUUGUGGUGACAUUGUCUUCUUCCUUUUCUUUCUUAUUCGUCUGUUGAGUUCUGAAGCACAAGGAUUCUGAAAGCCAAGAAAGCAUCAUUGUCAGUGUUAUGCUUGCAGCUCACAAACAUUGAGAACUCUGGUUUAAAGUACUACAUCCAUUCCAGUGUCAGUUUGCACUUCACAAUGCUUGGGUUAUUUAAAGGAUGUCUUGCGAUGUACUGGUUUAGGAAGGGCCAAGGAGUUUGUGACCACUAUGCUGUGCGGUACUUCUGCACCAUGUCUUGGUAAUUUGUUUAUCAGCACUGCUUUUAAUGGCACCUUAAAUUAUUUUGGCCACAGUAGUUUGAAUGAAAAAUUGCGGCACCAUUUCAGUAUAGGUGCAACGUAUUGUGUUGUGCAUAGUAAACUAAACAAUAAAGUACUUAACCCUAGUUUGACCUUUUGUAAAGCAACAAUUUCAGAUUAGUGUUAGUGUAAUAUUUGCCAGAUUUUUUUAGGACUAACAUUUCAGUCGUGGCCCUAUAAUGCUUUUUUGUUAGCGUUCUUUCUUUUGCAGUUCCUACUGUACUUAGAUGUAAGUAUAGAAUCAAAGGUAAAGGCAACCACAUGGAAUCUUCAUCCUUGUAUCUAGGACUACUGGCUUCCAUGAUAAACCCAAAAAUAAAUUUGUUCAUUCAGUUUGGUUGUGUCAACUCAUGUACAGUAUAAGGCCAAUUUCAUAUUCAUGCAGCUGUACAUUAAACUUGUAAAUAGAAUUCCCCCUUUCUUGUUCUGUAGCUUCUUCUGGCCAGCUCGGUUUGUUUCUUCCUUUCCUUGUUGCGCUGUAAUAAUUUUACAAUGCAAUGCCAACUCACCCAAUCCUCAACACUAGUGCCCCUUUGAGUCUGUCCUUUGUUUCGCAAGCAUUGGUAGAUGGAUGUGGCUGUAAUUUUCUUGGAAUUGCUUUCACUUGUUUGAUGAUCAAAUUUAUAGGAG